This is a messenger RNA of Formica exsecta, 2932 nucleotides long. RefSeq names its product D-beta-hydroxybutyrate dehydrogenase, mitochondrial. The transcript has 7 exons. The record is from RefSeq and is a predicted model, not a curated record. Bases 299 to 1264 code for a protein of 321 amino acids. NCBI's taxonomy places the organism in Eukaryota, Metazoa, Arthropoda, Insecta, Hymenoptera, Formicidae.
GUCGAGGUAGGCACGGCCCGAGAGUAUCGCGUAUACCGUUCCUUCUCGUGAGCAUUCCAAGCGGGAAUUCUCGAAAGCCAGUCGUGUUGUAGAAACCGCGGCGCGGUUUGCCCGCUCGCCGGUACUUUCGACUGGUCGUAAAGUCGACGUUUCGCAGCUACGCGCCGCUUUCAGUAAUACGGAAUUUCGUCCCAAAAGCGGAUGCGACCGUCGUCGCCGAGGUAUUGGUAACCCACCCGGAAACCCCAACGGACCAUCCAUAAAAUUCUGAUCUGCUGCAGCCGCAACCAGUCGUACAAUGGAUGUUGAAACCGGGGCCAUUCUGGCCCUGCAGAUAUUGGCUCUAUGCUCGAUAGUCGCGGCUCUAUUGGCCUAUCUGAUGCGACAAUCCAGGAAUGCCACUGAUGAGUACGAGUCGCGUAACAAACGUCACGUACUUGUUACCAGCUGUGAUACAUGCGUAGGCCUGCAAAUCGCCCUUGCACUCUACGAAACUGGUUACAAGGUUUUCGCGGGUCUGCUGGACCCAACGGGCGACUCGCCGUCGGUCAAAAUCCUGAAGGCGAUCGAAUCGGAACGGCAGAAAGAGAGCGAACCCGGAGGUGCAAGUGAUAAUAAUCCACAGCAACCGGAAGCUCGUGCUCGCGGUCAAAUCGUGCCAUUGGAGCUGGAUCCGACGAGAGAGGACAGUUUGCGCGCUUGUUUGGACGCUGUCAGGGCGAAACUUCCAGCCGGCGAAGAUGGUCUCUGGGCGGUCGUGCACACGGGCGGCUUGGUAUUGCCAGGUGUCAUAGAGAAACAGACCAGCUCGAUGUGGGAAUCCAUGUUGCGUCAUAAUCUGGUCGCUCCACUCAGAACAGCCAGAGUAUUCAUUCCUCUUUUGCGUAUUAAGAGAGGCCGCAUCGUUCUUUUGGGUGACUCCGAGACGAGCUACGGCAGCAAGACGGGCUCCGGAUUAGUGGCGUUCAGCGCAUCUCGUCGGGCCGUGGAAGGUGCCGCCGAAGCGUUAAAAAGCGAAUUACAUUCCUCGGGCGUCGACGUUGUGCUUUUGAAACCGCCGCUCGUGAAUCCCGUCAUUCUUUAUGCACCGCCCGUUCUCAAGACAGUUCCAGACGUGGAGUCUGGUGUAACAGCCUCGGAAGGGACGUGGACCGCUCCGCUAUCGAUUCAUUCCAUACGGAACGCCCUGAUUCCUGCAAUUACAACGUCAUGCCCUGUGAACGUUUACGAUAUGUCCGUCAAGCCGCGACUCUUCUGUCGAUAAUCUCAUUUAUAUUUUGUAAAAAUAAAAAAAGAUUGCAGAAUGUAAUAACGCGGAGGAUUUCUUAAACCGAUUGCGUAGUACAUGAUAUACAAUCGGGCAUAGAAAGUACGGUAGAUGCAUGUUUUCUGCAGUGUCAUUUGCAUGGCACUGAUAUGCCAUCCUACAUGCCCUAAGGCAUCAUAACCGAGAUUUUUCUCUCGCUUUCCACGUAUGAAGAUUGUCAUUCUCUCACAUGUUCGUCUCGCAAGCAAUAUCAGUUUCAAAUUCUUGCUUGUUUUCCAUCCAUUGUGUAUCAUGUCUGCUGUCACGUUCUGUAUCGAUUCAAACAGAUAUUUAAUAGAACAGCCAGUAAUCUUCGUCACCGGUAUAGAAUAAGUUUGUAUUACGGAUAACUUUCUCUUAAUAUUGUGCGUUUUUCAUUUCAAAGUCAUUCUAAUGCAAUUUAUAAGAAUAAAAUUAUCCCAGAAAUAACUACUAUGUUUUCGUAUAUUUUGAAGCUACUAGAUUGAAACUGGUGAGUUUAUCUUCAAUCGCGAUGUUUAAAUAUUUGGUUGUGUGUUACGAUUUCGCGAAGUGUAUAUGUAUUCAAGAGGUUGAAACGGAAAAUGUGUUUUACGUGAGAGAUUCUAUAUAGAAUUAGAAAUGUUUUCACUCCUACAUGUAUAAAUACAUCAAUCUAUAAUAUAAUAUACAUAGAAUUUCCCAUCAAAAACAGAAUAUCUGAAGAAUUCCCCUAAGUUUAAAAAUACGAGAAAGAUAUCAAAGAUGUAAUUUAUAUGAUUUGUAUAAUUUGAAGAAUAAGUGUGAUGCAAGAUUUAUUAUGAUUAUUAUUUAAAAAUGUUUUAAAUCAAUCACGAUUCUUUUUAAAUAGAAAAAUAAUAUUUUCACUCUCUCCUUUCUUAUACCUUAUAGCUGACACUAAAACGAAUUUAUUCAGCGUCAUAAAAAUUCUUCCCGCUUUACAUUUGCCUCUUUGAAUUAUAUAAAUUACAUUUUUAAUAUUCUUCGUACCUUUAAAUUUACAAGAGUUAUUCAAAUAUUUUAUUUCCAAUAAACCAUCCUAUAUGAUUUCAUCAGUCCUUCAUGAAAACAAUUUGUGUUUACAAAGUAUAAUUAAAAUUGAAUCUUUUGCCAAUGAAUUUAUUUUUAUGUGGAAACUAUAAAAUGUGUACAGAAUUGGCACAAAAUGAAUUGUAUUGAAAUAGAAAGAAAUCUAUAUGUACACAUAAUAUUUUUUCUGCGAUUACAUACAUAACACUGAUAUUUUUGUAUAUAUGUUUUAUCAAAUUAUAUAUAUAAAAUAAUUUAGAAAAGCUUUUGUGUAUAUAUGCUGUUUUAUAUAACGGUGAUAGAAAUAUUUGAAAUAUAACUUAUUUUUGCUAUGUGUAAUAUAUACAAAUAAUCUUCGAUAAUUAAUUUUACUAUGCUUUUAGGAUAAAAUUUAUCAUUUUUUGCAAGAAAAUUGUAUAGUCGAUAAAUGUGAGAGCUGCUGUUUAACUCAUAAUUACGUUCAUUUUAUUUAAGCGACAGUUGACUGUAACUUUCAAAUGGAGUAUUUAGCAAAACUCGAGCGAAAUACUAUGUAAAAUCUUACGUAAAGAAUGUCCAUAUUCUGAAUAUGUAUAUGUAUAUGUACUUUCUUUGAAUAAUUAUAAUUUUGUAAUUAAA